Messenger RNA from Arctia plantaginis, 246 nucleotides. Lineage: Eukaryota; Metazoa; Arthropoda; Insecta; Lepidoptera; Erebidae. The record is from the annotation of a GenBank genome assembly.
AUGGAAUUUUCUUCUAAAAAAAAGUCGAUCAUAUCGUUCUCCAUUGUGACGGUGAAUACGUCUGCGUUUUGUGAUUUCCAAAUAAGACUGGCGGAAGGUUCCGCCGCGGGCAUCGCUUCAUCGAGAAUAGAUGUCGCGUUCGCCGCCGCGGUCACCGCCGCGGGCACUGCUGCUUGUGCCGCUGCGGGCUCUGCCUCAAAACACGCUCGAUUUCAAACAAACGCGUGUAAAAACGCUUCUCCGUAA